GCGGAUUCCCGGGUUCCUGGCGGCCCACGAGCGACCCUCCCCGCUCCCGGCGGCUGCUGGCUCCCUUCCUCCGGCCCGGGGGACCGGGCGGGACAUGGCCUCGGCCACGGUGGCAGCAGCAAGACGGAGCCUCGGCCGGGCCCCUCCGCUCCUCCUCCAGCGCGGCUACCUGACGGAGAGGGGUGUCUACGGCUACCGGCCGAGGAAGCCCGAGAGCCGGGAGCCCCGGGGCGGCCUAGCGCGCCCCCCAGUUGAUCAUGGCCUUGCCAGGUUGGUGACAGUAUACUGUGAGCAUGGUCAUAAAGCUGCCAAAAUCAACCCCCUCUUCACUGGACAAGCCCUGCAGGAGAAUGUGCCUGAAAUCCAAGCCCUCGUGCAGACCCUGCAGGGACCCUUUAACACCGCAGGAUUAUUGAACAUGGGGAAGGACGAGGCCUCUCUUGAGGAAAUAUUAGCCUAUCUCAACCAAAUCUACUGUGGGCAGAUUUCUAUCGAAACCUCCCAACUUCAGAGCCAGCAGGAGAGAGACUGGUUUGCCAAGCGGUUUGAGAAACUGAAAAAGGAGACAUUUACCACAGAAGAACGAAAACAUCUGUCAAAACUAAUGCUAGAAUCUCAGGAGUUUGACCACUUUUUGGCCACCAAGUUUGCCACAGUGAAGCGAUAUGGAGGCGAAGGAGCUGAAAGCAUGAUGGGCUUUUUCCAUGAGUUGCUGAAACUGUCAGCCUACGGUGGGAUAACCGAUGUUAUUAUCGGGAUGCCCCACAGAGGAAGGCUUAAUUUAUUGACAGGCCUUCUGCAGUUCCCUCCAGAGCUGAUGUUCCGUAAAAUGCAAGGCUUAAGUGAAUUUCCAGAAAAUGUCUCAGCCAUUGGAGAUGUCCUGUCUCACCUGACCUCCUCGGUUGACCUGGACUUUGGAGCGCACCAUCCCCUCCACGUGACAAUGCUGCCUAACCCCUCACACCUGGAAGCUGUUAACCCCGUGGCUGUCGGCAAGACUCGUGGAAGGCAGCAGUCUAGACAGGAUGGGGACUACUCUCCAGAUAGUUUGGCUCAGCCUGGGGACAAAGUCAUUUGCUUACAGGUUCAUGGUGAUGCUUCUUUCUGUGGUCAAGGGAUUGUUCCUGAAACAUUUACGCUCUCUAAUCUCCCACAUUUCAGAAUUGGUGGGAGUGUCCAUUUGAUUGUCAAUAACCAGCUGGGUUACACCACUCCGGCAGAAAGAGGGAGGUCUUCCUUAUACUGUAGUGAUAUCGGGAAGCUUGUGGGCUGCGCCAUCGUCCAUGUCAAUGGAGAUAGCCCAGAGGAAGUGGUUCGUUCCGCUCGGCUGGCAUUUGAAUACCAGCGCCAGUUCCGGAAGGAUGUGAUUGUUGAUUUGUUAUGCUACAGGCAAUGGGGCCACAACGAGCUGGAUGAGCCCUUCUUUACCAACCCGGUCAUGUACAAAAUCAUCAGAGCCCGAAAGAGCAUCCCAGACACAUAUGCAGAGCACCUUGUUGCCAGUGGACUCAUGACCCAGGAGGAGAUAUCGGAAAUCAAAGCCUCCUACUAUGCAAAGCUAAAUGACCAUUUAACUAACAUGGCCCACUACAGCCCCCCUGCCAGCAACCUGCAGGCCCAUUGGUGGGGCCUGGUUCAGCCGGAAGCUUGCAUUACUACCUGGAACACAGGUGUGCCCCUCGACCUCCUGCGGUUUAUCGGCGGGAAGUCCGUGGAGGUGCCGGAGGAGCUCCAAAUGCACAGUCACCUUCUGAAGGUGUAUGCUCAGUCCAGAAUGGAGAAAGUGAUGGAUGGAACAAAGUUAGACUGGGCCACAGCAGAAGCUCUGGCCUUCGGCUCAUUGCUUGCUCAAGGUUUUAAUAUUCGUCUGAGUGGCCAAGAUGUUGGCCGUGGAACUUUCAGUCAGAGGCACGCAAUGGUUGUUUGCCAGGAGACCGAUGACACCUAUAUCCCUCUGAACCAUAUGGACCCUAAUCAGAAGGGGUUUCUUGAGGUCAGCAACAGCCCGCUGUCCGAAGAGGCUGUCCUGGGAUUUGAGUAUGGGAUGAGCAUUGAAAGCCCUAAGUUACUGCCGAUCUGGGAGGCUCAGUUUGGGGAUUUCUUCAAUGGUGCCCAGAUCAUCUUUGACACGUUCAUCUCUGGAGGAGAGGCCAAGUGGCUCCUCCAGACUGGUAUUGUUAUUCUCCUUCCCCACGGGUACGACGGGGCCGGACCCGACCACUCCUCUUGUCGCAUAGAGCGUUUCCUGCAGAUGUGUGACAGCGUAGAAGAGGGGGUAGAUGGAGACACGGUGAACAUGUUCGUGGUGCACCCGACUACUCCUGCACAGUAUUUCCACUUGCUUCGGAGACAAAUGGUCCGGAACUUCAGAAAACCCCUGAUUGUUGCUUCUCCUAAGACGUUACUCAGGUUCCCUGCAGCUGUGUCAACUCUUCAAGAAAUGGCACCAGGAACAACAUUCAAACCGGUCAUUGGUGAUUCAUCUGUGGAUCCAAAAAAUGUUAAGAGUCUAGUGUUCUGCAGUGGCAAACAUUUCUAUGCCCUACUGAAGCAGAGAGAAUCUUUGGAGGCCAAGAAGCAUGACUUUGCCAUCAUCCGAAUAGAGGAACUCUGCCCUUUCCCAUUGGAUUCAUUACAACAGGAGAUGAGCAAAUAUAGACAUGUUAAAGAUUUUAUUUGGAGUCAGGAGGAGCCUCAGAACAUGGGUCCGUGGUUUUUUGUUUCUCCCAGGUUUGAAAAGCAGCUGGCCUGCAAGCUCCGUCUUGUGAGCAGACCCCCUUUGCCAGCACCCGCUGUCGGAAUUGGCACCGUUCACCUGCAGCAGCAUGGAGAUGUCCUCACCAAGACCUUCGCUUGCUGAAGUCCUUUGAAGAAACCCUACUUCCUUUAAAAAAACUGCCAUAGAAGGAAAGGCCUUCUUCUAUUCUCUCCUCCUUCUGUUAGGUAACAUGAGAAGACUGGAUUCCUCUAAGAUGUUGGGACUGAUGAGGACAGUUUAAUUUGGAAUAUGUGGAAUAGUCAAGGGAAUCGUUCAUCAGUACAGGAAUCCGAAAAGUAACUUUUUUUUUUCUGGUGAGGAAGAUUGGCCCUGAGCUGACAUCUGUGCUAAUCUUCCUCUAUUUUGUAUGUGGGACACUGCCUCAGCAUGACUUGAUGAGCGGUGUGGAGGUCUGCACCCAGGAUCCAAACCCACAAACCUCGGCCACUGAAGCAGAGUGCACAAACUUAACCACUACACCACAGGGCUGGGCCCCCCCGCCCCCACCCUCCACCAACAAGUAACUUUUAUCCUUAAAAAUACACUAAUGUUUCUUUUGGUUAGAUCUGAGUGAGUUGUAUAGCUACGCCCUUAUCCAGAUUUUUUCAGGCUCCCCUCUUUCUAAUUAACUUUAUAUACCCAGGAAAAGUUCUUUAGCCUGAAUUUACAUCUACAUAUAGAUUACCUCAAUGAUUUGUUUGGUGCAUGUCACUUUCGUUAAUUUUAUUCAAAGUCCUGUGACCACCACUAUUUUUGUUUUAUGUCAUCUCUGGUGCUGCUUUCCAGCCACUGUGAAAAAUGUUUCACCAAACACUGUAGCAAAACUAAAUUGAUUUGUGUCCUUCAAGAUCAUUGUUUUACCCAUUAUCCUUAAGUACAGGUCCUAUUAAAUAUAAACUCUGGGUGUAUGAUCCUCUAGCAUGGUAUUACUAAGUUAAGGAGUUUUAGCUACAGUGAAAUUGAUUUGUGGUCUACUUUGCCAUAGUCUAUAUCUUUUUUUCCCCCUAAAUUGUUCUAGUAAUGAUAUCUUAAUAUUUUUAAUUUACUUUGGGUGUCUGAUAUGGGUAUUUCCGCCCUUGGUUAAUCAGUCUUGCCUCUAAAAGUCCCUGCUGUGGUGUGAUGUUUAUUUGUGGUAUUUAACUUUGACAGGGGGGACUUCCCAACACCAGGUACUUGGGGAUUUCUAGAGAUCACCAACCCAUUCCCUUAUUCUGAAAUUAAAUUUAGCACUGGAAGCGUAACUAGACAGCAGCAAACUGUAGCUUUACGUGGCGUGGUGCUGCAGAGGCUCUGUCAUCUACCAUUCUUGUGCGGUGACACUGUUGUUCUCAGAAACCAUGGGGGAAGUACCAAGCCACUGGAACGCCCCCUCCACUUUUACUGGCAGCUGGUUAUGUCUUUCACAAUCAAUGUAGAGGUUGUUCUGGCUGCAGCAGUAGAUUCAUGAUUCACAUCUUAAAUGUGUGCAUUAGUGUAUUGAUAUAACAUUUCUGUGAUAUUCACUAUCCCUUUUAUUUCUGUACACCUUAAUGCUUCCUUCCUGUGUCAAGCCUUACAGAUCAUGUAAUUUAGUGCCACUCAUGUAAAUCAGUAAAAUUACAAAGUUCUAUUUAAUGAAAACUGUUAUCAAUGUUGUAUAUUGAAUUAUAAAAAAAUAAAAGCACAGCGUCAUUGUUUUCAGAGCUCUUGGUUUCUUGAGUUAAAAAAUUUCAAAGUCUAGGUUUUUUUUUGUACUUUAGUUUCGAUCUCUACACAUUUCUAACUUUACACCUCACUAGUCUGUUUAUGGUUUCUUGUUACAUCUUCUCCAACUUGAGCCAUGAAAUGUGUCUUCUGUAUCUUAACCUUCUUACUCGCAAUCACCACUGCAAUAUGGGUCAGCAUUUUGAAUUACCUUGGAGGAAGGGACCAUUUGAAGAAUUCCCAAUCAAAUACUCCCAUAAUAAAGCAUGGGAUAAAAAUAUUAUAAUAAAGUAAAAUAAAAAUAUUUUACUUUGUUCCUCUUAAAAAUUUGAUAAUGUGAUAUUUGUAUCCCAUUUACAACUAGGCUAAAUUUCAUAUUCAAUGAAGAUGAGUUCAAAUUGGGUAUUCAGUGAAUAGAA
Molecule: messenger RNA, 4860 nt
Organism: Diceros bicornis minor
Lineage: Eukaryota; Metazoa; Chordata; Mammalia; Perissodactyla; Rhinocerotidae
Gene: DHTKD1
Product: dehydrogenase E1 and transketolase domain containing 1
Exons: 17
Coding region: 95-2860 (921 amino acids)
Biological process (GO): tricarboxylic acid cycle
Molecular function (GO): thiamine pyrophosphate binding; oxoglutarate dehydrogenase (succinyl-transferring) activity
Source: RefSeq, a predicted model, not a curated record